AUGGAAUAUCUAAGUAGACAUCUCACUGAUCUGAAGAAUAAUAAGCAAUUCCACUUUCAUCCAAAGUGCAAGAAACUAGGCAUUACUAAUUUGAGUUUUGCUGAUGAUCUAUUAUUGUUUUCUAGGGGUGAUAAUCAAUCUGUGGCAAUGUUGAAGCAACGUUUUGAUCAGUUCUCCACAGCAUCUGGGCUAAAAGCUAAUCUAAACAAGAGUUCAGUUUAUUUUGGUGGAGUGUGCAAUGUAGAUCAAGAACUUAUACUUCAGCAAUUGGGUUAUGUGAAAGGUGAGCUACCAUUUAGGUACUUGGGAGUACCUCUCACUACCAAGAUGAAGGUGACACAAUGGCAGCCACUGAUUGACAAAAUAGUAGCUAGAAUAUCAUCCUGGACUGCAAGAAAGUUGUCAUACGCUGGUAGAGUUCAACUUAUUAAAUAUGUACUCUUUGGAGUACAAUCUUACUGGUCUCAAAUGUUUCUGAUACCUUCCAAGGUGAUCAAGCUCAUUGAAGCAUACUGUAGAAGCUUCAUGUGGUCAGGAACUAAUGUCAUUACCAGGCGAGCCUUGAUAUCCUGGGAGAGAUUCUGUCAACCCAAGAGUGCUAGAGGGCUAAACAUCCUGAACCUCAAAAGCUGGAACAAAGCAGCCAUUCUCAACUUACAAUGUUAG
This is a messenger RNA of Nicotiana attenuata, 666 nucleotides long. RefSeq lists its product as uncharacterized. The transcript has a single exon. NCBI's taxonomy places the organism in Eukaryota, Viridiplantae, Streptophyta, Magnoliopsida, Solanales, Solanaceae. Bases 1 to 666 code for a protein of 221 amino acids. The record is from RefSeq and is a predicted model, not a curated record.